CCUAACUGCCAGUCAAACUGACCACGGAAGAACACGAGGAAGUAAAAAGAGGCGUGAGACCCUGGCUAUAAACGUAAUGCACUGACAACAUUAUCUUUUGCUUUUAGAGCCAUGUCAUCCAAAGAGAGGGUCAAUGGUGAAAUUGAAAAGACAGUAGCCAUCGCAACUGAGACCUCAUUGGAAACCAAUAUGGGGGAAAACAUCAAGAACAAUGAAGAACAGGUGGAAUUUAACUCCAGCAAUGGCAUAACAACCACCGACACGAACAAUGUAGCUGCAAGUAACCUAGCUCUGCUGAAAGCCCACUCUUUGGAUGUUAAAUUUGAAGUGGGGGAAGAAUAUGACAUCAUUGAAACAAUUGGCACAGGGGCUUAUGGUGUUGUCUCUUCAGCUAGGAGGCGGGACAAUGGACAGCGGGUGGCGAUAAAGAAGAUUCCAAAUGCCUUUGACGUGGUGACUAAUGCCAAACGCACGUUACGAGAACUUAAGAUUCUCAAACAUUUCAAACAUGAUAAUAUUAUUGCCAUUAAAGACAUCCUUCAACCUGCUAUGCCUCACACUGCAUUCAAAUCUGUAUAUGUGGUUUUGGACCUGAUGGAGAGUGACCUCCAUCAGAUCAUCCACUCCCGUCAGCCACUCACAGCUGAGCACACCCGCUACUUCCUCUACCAACUGCUGCGGGGGCUCAAAUACAUCCACUCCGCUAAUGUCAUUCACCGUGACCUCAAGCCCUCGAACCUGCUUGUCAAUGAGAACUGUGAGUUGAAGAUUGGGGACUUUGGGAUGGCUCGGGGGCUCAGCUCCCAUCCGGAAGAGUCACGUUCUUUCAUGACUGAAUAUGUGGCGACCCGGUGGUACAGGGCCCCGGAACUCAUGCUGUUCUUGCAUCACUAUAGCUUAGCUAUUGACAUGUGGUCCGUGGGAUGCAUCUUUGCUGAGAUGCUGGGGAGGAAGCAGCUGUUCCCUGGUAAGCAUUAUGUGCAUCAGCUGCAACUCAUUCUGCACGUUUUAGGCACUCCACCUGAGGGUGUGAUUGGGGCCAUUGGAGCAGACAGGGUGCGUUCCUAUGUACAGAGCCUGCCAUCCCGUAGUCCCAUCCCCCUCAACUCUCUAUACCCGCAGGCAGAACCAUCUGCCCUGGACUUGCUGACAGCGAUGCUGCGUUUUGACCCUCGUGAGAGAAUCAGUGUGACCCAGGCACUGGCACACCCCUACCUCGCGAAAUACCAUGACCCUGAAGAUGAGCCCAUCUGUGUACCAGCCUUUGAUUUUGAGUUUGACAAGCUGUCACUUAGCAGGGAGCAGAUUAAAGAGGCAAUUUUGGGGGAGAUACAAGAUUUUCACCAGAGGAAGCAAGGAAACAGGAGGAAGAUUCAGUUCAAGCCACUUCAGAAGCAGAGUAACCAGUGCAGUUUGGCUAAUAACAUAUUGGCUACAACACCAAUUCAGCAAUUACAGCUGCAGAAAUUGCCAACUCAACAGAAGCUUGAUGAGAUUGAUAAACCUCAAGCUGCCCCGAUUGUCUUUGGGGUCCGACACCUUUGCAAACAAGACCCUCCAUUGCCACUCCAUACCCAGACAGAAAGCUGCCAAGAUGUGGAUAUGCCUAGUGCCAACUCUGAAAAUGGUCAUCCUGAGACUAUAGACUUGACAACUCCAGUCUCUUCACAAGUCACCCCACUACCUAAUAUUGAAGAAAGCUUAAAGAUGGAGGGGCCGUCAUCUAACCAGAGGCCCAUCACACCAGUAACUCAAAGUCAUUCCGUCACUCAAGCUUCCACUCUGGCCUCUACCUCAUCUCAAACUCCAUCCACUUUUUCCCUCUCUGGUCCCGCUCUUUCACUCUCUCAGUCACAAGCACAGUCUCUCUCUCAGUCCUUAUCUCGUUCACUGGCUAAAGGGGGCCGAGUUGGAACAGGAGAAGGAACCCGGAAAGAAGGAGCCAUUUCAGAUGAUACCAAAGCAGCCCUAAAAGCAGCCUUGCUGAAAUCAGCUCUCAGACAAAGAGCAAGAGAUGGAGGCGCUGCAGGGCUGAGCAUGGAGAUUGGGGGAGGAGAGGGGCUAGCAUCCUCUCACCCUUCUUCUCUCCCACUUCCAGAACCGCGUCGUCCAGUCACAGCACAGGAACGACAGAGAGAAAGGGAAGAGAAGAGGAGGAGGAGACAGGAACGAGCUAGGGAGCGAGAGAGGAAGAUGAAGGAGAAGGAAAAAAGAGAAGGGAAAGAGUCUCUUAGAGGUGUGGUGUUGAGUGAUAAUGACAAGUGCCUCCUGGAACGCUGGAGACGAAUGAUGGACAGCCAGGUUGAUAAAUCUCAGCAAGUUAUUGAUGACACUAGUACAACUAAAGACAGUAAAGCUGUGUCCCUUAAUGUGAAUUCCACCGGGCAGACCCAGGCAGUGAUGGAAAAGGGACACCAAUUGACAAAUAUUGAGGUCAGGAUAAUAAAUAAGCAAGAUAAUAAAGAAGCUUGCAAGCAACAAGUAGAUAAACAACAAAAAGGACAGCAAACAAAAGAACAACUGGUUACGCAGUCAAAGCAAAAUCUGCCUGGAUUCUAUCAACAACCUAGUUCGCCUGUUUCACUCCCCUUUUCACUGACAAUGGCACAGGAAGGGAGGAGGGACAUAGUUAGUGGAGGACUGGACACAUUGAAUGGCCGUGCAUUUGGCAAAAACAGUUGUCACAAGCAACAGGCUGAAUUUGGAGGGAGGAACAUGCACAGUACAUCAGAGAAUUGGAGUGGUCAGAGUAGGGUUGCACCAGUUUUGCCCCAACAAGUACAUGUAGUAUUGAGUAGUAGCGACAUUGCCCCAACAAGUACAAGUACUGCGUACUCUUCUCAGUCAAGUUUUCCACAGCCUCAGCUUCUAGCACUGGGACCUUAUGUCUGUAAUUCCACAGUUUUCUCACAAGGGGAAGGCCUUGCAGUUGAAACUAAUGGAAAUGCAAGAAUGGGUCACCAGAACAACAGUGACUCCCUCCCUGCCCCAGACUCUGCCUGUGAGGUCAGAAAUAUAGACAAGAUCUUUCCCUCUUUAAGUGAGCAGCCCUGUGCUCUCCCAGAGAGUCCCCAGCCUGGGCCGUCGGUGGCCUCACAACCCAGCCAGGAGCUGCAGCCCGGGAGCAGCAGCAUCCCUGACAUUCACACAGUCACGCUGCAACUUUCCAAGUCACAGGUGGAAGAUGUAUUGCCUCCGGUUUUCUCAAUGACCCCCAAAGGAAGUGGGGCUGGAUAUGGGGUGGGGUUCGACCUGGAUGAUCUCCUCACUCAGUCCUUCACAGACCUCCAGCACUCAGACCUCAGGGACGGUCACAGUGACUCUGCCCCCCUCUCAGCCUCUUUGCUUUCUGAUUGGCUUGAAGUCCACCGAAUGACCCCAGCAGAUUUGGAAUCACUUCAGCAGGAAUUGCAGCUUGGCUCUCCCAUGAUCCUUUCGGAUACACCCACCCCACCUGACACAUAAGUCUGUGAAACAAAGGGCUAUGAAUCUCAUUGAUUAUUAUAAUAACCAAGUUGCUUGAUUAAAAACACUUAAGUUUAGUAAUAGUCAAAAUUGAUUAUUAUUACUACUAUUAGGUAUUUGAUUUCUGUACAAUACAAUGGAGAUUUUGUUUUAAAUAAAGAUAAUUAACUUGG
Messenger RNA from Conger conger (European conger), 3638 nucleotides. It is a transcript of the gene mapk7, whose product is annotated as mitogen-activated protein kinase 7. Gene Ontology annotation, biological process: intracellular signal transduction; protein phosphorylation; cell surface receptor signaling pathway. NCBI's taxonomy places the organism in Eukaryota, Metazoa, Chordata, Actinopteri, Anguilliformes, Congridae. The transcript has 7 exons. Bases 112 to 3465 code for a protein of 1117 amino acids. The record is from RefSeq and is a predicted model, not a curated record. Gene Ontology annotation, molecular function: ATP binding; MAP kinase activity. Gene Ontology annotation, cellular component: nucleus; cytoplasm.